CACCGCACCCGUCUUCUACAACCGUCCACAUCACUUCACUACAUUGAAAUAGCUACACAUACUCCAAAGCGCAGUACAUCGUCUGAAGCCUCAAACUUUCAUAUUUGCAUCUCAGUAUUACUCGCCAUCUAAUACACUUGCCGCAGCACAUUUUAUUCAUAAAUCUGGCUGACCAAAGUCAUGGCGCGAAAUACCAACUCUACAAGAAGUGGAAGUUGUAGUAAUAAUGGUGGACAAGUCGACAACAUUUCUCGCCGCAGCACGAGCUCUUCUCGUGCCCAAGUGAGAGCCAGCUGCUAUAUCGUCGAUAAUGACAGUAUGGCCCUUGAGGGCUUCCAUUACACUACCGGGGCUGGCGGGGUCGGGUGGUAUUCCUGAGGUUCAUUCAGGAACGUCAUCUCCCGACCGAAGCCCCCCUCUUACCGCGACAGUUGUCAAUGUGAAGCAUUCUGGAUCGAAGAAUGUUUGCGCGAAAAGAGAGGGGGCUGCGUUCACCAUUGCGGAAGAGUGUGAGAGACUCUUCUGCGAGACACUCAAGACCAUUUUCCUCGGUGAUGGAGGUAUGGUCUCGCAGGACUCGCUUGCGAUGGGAACGCAUUCAGACAGCUGGUUCGAUCAAACGAAUAUAAUCUCUAAUCUAGCCGUGCAGCCUGUGCCCACGAACAUUUCUCCAUAUUCAGCGGCUUUAGCACCCGUAUAUGCUAGCAGCCGUCGAAGUUUGACGGAUUGGUUAGAGAUGUAUGACUAUGUGGGAGGUUCACGUUUUAGAGGCUGUAUCGUAGAGGGAGUCAAGGGAAGAAGCAUGUUUAUAUUCUUUGAAGCGAGUAUUCUUGACAGCGAUCUUAAGCCAGGUCUAAUGGCUCUACUGGAGCUCUGCAGUGUACCAGAGGCAGAGUGCUCAAAGCUAGUAGUAUGCGUAGAUCGUGGCUUUGAGUCUCAAUUUAGCCAACGACUUCUGCGUGACUUGGGUUGGGUAGGCUUCGAACCUAUUACUUUGGACGAAUGGUCUGGUAGUUCAGGAGUAACUAGUGAUCGAUGGAUGUUUUUGAGUAUGGAGGUUUGAGGAAACGAUGCAUUUUCACAGCGGAAUUUCUGCUUUUCAACAUUCAUUGGCCUUUUCUUGGAGCAGUCAGGAAAGACCACAGGAAAAAGGCAUUCGAGAGUGCUUUAUGUUGUGGUAGCAUAUUAUCCCUAAUAUUUGGUCAUGAUUAAGCUGAAGUUUAUCCUUCAAUUAUGCGCGAGGCAUAUUGCUUGCCAUAAGAUUUCGACGUGUUUGAAGUAACCACUGGGCUGUCAAGGAUGCGUAACCUUGUUUCCACUUCCAUUUCUUUAAAAGUUUGUUUAUUCUAACAAACUAUUUUUUAAUUAUUUAUACCCCAGAGUAAUAAUUCAUAUAUAUAAAUUAAAGUCAAC
Verruconis gallopava is the source of this 1413-nucleotide messenger RNA. RefSeq lists its product as uncharacterized. The record is from RefSeq and is a predicted model, not a curated record. Gene Ontology annotation, cellular component: nucleus; cytoplasm. Bases 311 to 1063 code for a protein of 250 amino acids. Gene Ontology annotation, biological process: positive regulation of protein catabolic process. NCBI's taxonomy places the organism in Eukaryota, Fungi, Ascomycota, Dothideomycetes, Venturiales, Sympoventuriaceae. The transcript has 3 exons. Gene Ontology annotation, molecular function: ornithine decarboxylase inhibitor activity.